Molecule: messenger RNA, 1220 nt
Organism: Coniophora puteana RWD-64-598 SS2
Lineage: Eukaryota; Fungi; Basidiomycota; Agaricomycetes; Boletales; Coniophoraceae
Product: Acireductone dioxygenase
Exons: 6
Coding region: 486-1031 (181 amino acids)
Molecular function (GO): acireductone dioxygenase [iron(II)-requiring] activity
Source: RefSeq, a predicted model, not a curated record
GAUGGAGGAAUCGGACGCCAAGCCUGCAUACGUUGUGGUAGUUGGAGUUUGAGUCGUAGUAAUGCCCCCGAGGCCAUGAGGCUGAAUUAUCCAUGCUGCGGUCAACGUGGACCGAGUGGAUUGAAGUCCAGCGCUCGUUUUGAGCUCUACCAGACUGCAAGCGCGAGUCCUUGAAGUAGGCUAGACCACCUGUGCUAGAUUCGAGGCCGCAGAAUCAAGCUCAAGCCGAGUCGGGGGCCGCGCCGCCCGGCGGCGCGUGCUUUCCCGGUAUCUUGGGUGUCCCCAGCGAGACAAACAUAGGUCAAGCCUCCUCGGAGUGGCGAAACGACACCAAUCACACACCCGCACUCGUGAUCACGACUCUAGAACUCUCCCGCCACAUCUCGCUCUAUAAAAGCGCCCCCCGUUCACGUUCACGGCGGCGCCCCGCUCUGCCCAUCCCCCUUCCCACCCCAGCCGAGCUCGACUUGAAUCCACCCCACACCAUGCGCGCAUACUACUUCGACGAUCUCCCGGGCGACCAGCGCCUCCCGCACGACUCGGGCAAGUCCGUUGACGCCGCGACGCUGUCCGCGAUCGGCGUGCUGCACUGGCACAUCCCCGUCGACGACGAAUCGGGGAAGCAUAUCGAGGGGAUCGAUGCUGUCGCGCGCGAGCGGGACUGUAAGAACCGCGACGUGAUCGUCGUGACGAAGGAGUCGCUCGGGGACGAGUACGAGACGAAGAUCAAGAACUUUUACAAAGAACAUAUGCACGAGGAUGAGGAGAUUCGGUAUAUCCUAGAAGGGGGCGGCUACUUCGACGUCAGAGAGCACGCCUCCGAAGCGUGGAUCCGGUGCCACAUGAGGGCGGGCGAUCUGCUGGUGCUGCCUGCCGGCAUCUACCACCGCUUCACGCUCGACGAGGGCAACAAGUCCCGCACGAUGCGCCUGUUCAAGGACGAGCCCAAGUGGAUCGCGCACAACAGGGGCCCGGAGACGGAUGUGAACCCGUACCGCAUCGACUAUGUCAAGAGCGUCGCGGUUGCCUGAGACUGUGGAUCAGAAGGUUAUUCGUGAACAAAUUAUGUAGGAUAGGAUACCUUUGGACAUCCCCUCUCGAAAAAAAAUCUACUAUAUGUUGUAGCGCCUUUGCAAAGCCCAAGCUGGCACCAUUUUUUAUUCUGGCUAUGAGAAGAUAUAUGCACCGCGGAUGAGUGAUACUCGAGAUGCGUCCAGCCG